Molecule: messenger RNA, 2531 nt
Organism: Balaenoptera acutorostrata (minke whale)
Lineage: Eukaryota; Metazoa; Chordata; Mammalia; Artiodactyla; Balaenopteridae
Gene: TCN2
Product: transcobalamin 2
Exons: 13
Coding region: 653-2020 (455 amino acids)
Biological process (GO): cobalamin transport
Molecular function (GO): cobalamin binding
Source: RefSeq, a predicted model, not a curated record
GUUGUCGUGGUAACGGUAACGGUUGCUGGGCGUCGUCGGAACUUAUCUCCCUUGUCUGAGAGGCCGCCUUGGCGAGACCAGCAGGUUUGAAGAAGAGUCACUGUACUGCCAGCGGUAAUUGACCUUGAGCAGCUGGAAGAGGUCACACUGCUCUACACAAUGGGGAUGGGACAACACGUGCAGAACCCAGGACACCACGUUACAUUUGUCAUGUCUCCUUAGGCUCCUCUUGGCUGUGACAGUUUCUCAGACCUUCCUUAUUUGUGAUGACCUUGACAGUUUUGAGGAGUCCUGGUCAGGAGGCUCCCAGCUUUCUGGUUGGCUGAGAAAACUGGCCUGUCUGGUCCGGUUCGGCUGCACUCCACACCCCCCCACCCCCACCCCACCGCCGUGCGCGGGCCGGCAGAGAACAGCUGACUCCAGCCGCUGCUCAUGUGACCGUCGCAGCUCCCAGUCCCAGGCCAGGGUGGACACUUUCAGGGGCUCCUUCUGGGAGGGGUACCAGCAGCGUGCCGCCGGGCGUGGAAGGAUUAAUCAGUGACAGGAAGCUGCCUCUUUCGGAGCAGUGACUGCUGUGGUCAGGAGAGCCUCCGCCAGCCCAGCCCUAGGAAUCUGUCCUGCUCCCCGCCUGCUGCUUACCCCUGCUCCUGCCAUGGGGUGCCUUGGGGCCCUCCUCUUCCUGCUUGGGGGCCUGGGAGCUCUUGCCCAGAUCUGCGAAAUAACAGAGGUGGACAGCACGCUGGUGGAGAGGCUGGGCCAGCGCCUCUUGCCCUGGAUGGACCGGCUCUCCCCGGAGCAGCUGAACCCCAGUAUCUACGUGGGCCUGCGCCUCUCCAGCCUGCAGGCUGGGGCCAAGGAGGCCCACUACCUGCACAGCCUCAAGCUCAGCUACCAGCAGAGCCUCCUGAGCAAUGACAACAGUGACUCCGAGGCCAAGCCCUCCAUGGGCCAGCUGGCCCUCUACCUGCUUGCUCUCCGGGCCAACUGCGAGUUUGUCGGAGGCCGCAAGGGGGGCAGGCUGGUCUCACAGCUGAAGCGGUUCCUGGAGGACGAGAAGGGGGCCAUUGGGCAUAAUCACCAGGGCCACCCUCACACCAGCUACUACCAGUACGGCCUGGGCAUCCUGGCCCUGUGUGUCCACCAGAAGCGGGUCCAUGACAGCGUGGUGGGCAAGCUCCUGUAUGCUGUGGAAUACGAACAGCAUCUCCAGCAGGACCACUUCCCUGUGGACACACUGGCCAUGGCGGGCUUGGCCUUCUCCUGUCUGGAGCUAUCCAACCUCAACCCCAAUCAGAGAAACCGGAUCACUGUGGCCCUCGGGAGAGUACAAGAGAAGAUCCUGAAGGCCCAGACCCCAGAGGGCCACUUUGGGAAUGUCUACAGCACCCCUCUGGCACUGCAGUUGCUGAUGGCCUCCCUUAGACCCACGGUGGAGCUGGGCACAGCAUGCCGCAAGGCCAAGGCUGCUCUGUUGGCCAGCCUACAGCACAAGGCCUUCCAGAACCCUCUCGUGAUUUCUCAGCUGCUGCCCAUCCUGAACCAGAGGAGCUAUGUGGACCUCAUCUCCCCAGACUGUCAGGCACCAAGAGUGUCUUCCAGGGAAGAAAGGAGGACUAAGGCCUGGCCCCCUGCCCUCAGACCAGCUGCCCCUUCCCCUCUCCCUGGCACAGUCCUGUUGGAACCAGCUACGGAGACCCCUUCACAGACCCAAGUCCCAGAGCUCAUCCAUGUCACGCUGAAGGUCUCCAGCAUCUUUCCUUCGUACAGACACUCCGUCUCUGUCCCUGUCGGCUCCUCUUUGGAAGAUGUCCUGAAGAAGGCCCAGGAGCACAGCAGGUUCAGGUAUGGAACACAGGCCUCCUUAUCAGGCCCCUACCUGACCUCCGUGAUGGGGAAGAAAGCUGGGGAACGUGAGUUCUGGCAACUCCUCCGAGCCCCCAACACCCCGCUGCUGCAAGGUAUUGCUGACUACAGACCCAGGGAUGGAGAAGCCAUCGAGCUGAGGCUGGUUGGCUGGUAGACCCCAGGCUCACCACCCCAGCUGCCUCCCACACUUCCUGGGCUUCUGCACUCCCUUCAGACAUCCCUGUAACAGGCACACGCCUGACCCUGCUGCCUCCUCUUGUGCACUUGUCCCUGGAUCGCCACAGCCACCACCCCUGCGGGGGUCCUAAACCACCGCCCACCCUGGAGCAGGGAGCCCAGCACCUUCCCCGGCAGGUCUGUCUGCCCAGGUCUGGCCCCACCUGGCCCUGCAGGUGUCCCGUGAAGGCCACUCAUAGGCUGGAGAGUGUGAGCAUCUCAGACUCCUUGGCACGAGGAGGCCACCGGCCACUGGCGUUGUGAGUACCGCUUGCUCUAGGAUGGGGGUCCUGCAAGGAGAGCUCUGUGGCCUUGGCCCUAGCUUUCCACUCUUCACUCCAUUGGGGCUGCUGCCCCAGAGCCGACUGCGGCAUAGCAGUUGGCGAGGGCUCUGCAGGGCUGCUGUCAGCCCACCUCCAAAAUGAUUAAAGAAUUAACUUGGCACAUGC